AUGCCGGGCAUCAAAGACAUCCAAGUCUUUCAUAUCACCAACAUUACAUUCUUUUCGACUUUCUUUCAUCAAACAAAUCAGGCCAACAUGUAUUUCACCAAGGCUCUCAGUCUCCUUGCUACCAUUGGCACUCUUGCCUCUGCUGCUCCUACUGGUUCUAUGAACGUCACCCACCUCGACAACCUUCCCACUACCCACGGCUCUGCCAACACCAACGGCGCCAAUGGAGGUAGUGUCGACAUCCACAACAACAUGAAAGAUACCAUCUACUACUGGUCCGUCAGCCAAGAUGCCGGCUCCAUGAAGUCCCUUGAGCCUGGCGCCAGCUACACUGAGAGCUGGCGCACCAACCCCGACGGCGGUGGUAUCUCCAUCAAGAUGGCCAUGAAGCCUGAGCAAGUUGAUGUCCUCCAGUACGAAUACACUCUACAGGGAGAUACUAUCUUCUGGGAUCUUUCUCUCAUCGACAUGGGCACUGGCUCUAAGUUCACCGAGGUCGGCUUCGCUGUUACUUCUAACGAUUCGGGCUGCCCUUCUGCUACUUGUGCUCCUGGUGACACUGCCUGUGCUGAUGCUUAUCUUGUCUGGAACGAUGACCAUGCUACUCAUGGCUGCCCUGCUGGUACUCAGAUGACUUUGAACAUCGGUCCUGCUGCUUAA
Messenger RNA from Talaromyces stipitatus ATCC 10500, 660 nucleotides. RefSeq lists its product as uncharacterized. The coding region runs from base 1 to 660 and encodes 219 amino acids. The record is from RefSeq and is a predicted model, not a curated record. The transcript is spliced from 2 exons. Lineage: Eukaryota; Fungi; Ascomycota; Eurotiomycetes; Eurotiales; Trichocomaceae.